This is a messenger RNA of Arvicola amphibius (Eurasian water vole), 1983 nucleotides long. RefSeq names its product adenylate kinase 4 (gene Ak4). Bases 155 to 766 code for a protein of 203 amino acids. Gene Ontology annotation, cellular component: cytoplasm. Lineage: Eukaryota; Metazoa; Chordata; Mammalia; Rodentia; Cricetidae. Gene Ontology annotation, molecular function: nucleoside diphosphate kinase activity; ATP binding; AMP kinase activity. The transcript has 5 exons. The record is from RefSeq and is a predicted model, not a curated record. Gene Ontology annotation, biological process: nucleobase-containing compound metabolic process.
CAGGCAAAUCCCCGCGUGCGGAGGGUGCCGAGGUAGGGGCUGUCGGGCCAAGUGCGCGGGCUGCCGUCCACGCCACCCCAUCUCUCCAAAGCCAUGGCUUCCAAACUCCUGCGCGCGGUCACCUCGGGCCGCCAGGCUCGGGUAAGGGCACCGUAUGCCAGAGGAUCGCCCAGAACUUUGGCCUCCAGCAUCUUUCGAGCGGCCACUUCUUGCGGGAGAAACCUCAGAGGCCAGCACGGAAGUUGGCGACACGGCAAAGCAGUACCUAGAAAAAGGUCUUUUGGUGCCAGAUCAUGUGAUCACACGCCUCAUGGUGUCAGAACUGGAGACCCGGAGCACCGAACACUGGCUGCUAGACGGGUUCCCGAGGACGUUAGUACAGGCAGAAGCCUUGGACAGAAUCUGUGAUGUGGACCUAGUGAUUAGUCUGAAUAUCCCUUUUGAAACACUUAAAGAUCGUCUGAGCCAAAGAUGGAUUCACCCUUCUAGCGGGAGAGUCUAUAACUUGGACUUCAACCCUCCUCAAGUGCUGGGGGUUGAUGACAUCACUGGUGAGCCUCUUGUCCAACAAGAAGAUGAUAAACCCGAAGCAGUUGCUGCGAAGCUGCGACGGUACAAGGAUGCGGCAAAACCCGUCAUCGAACUGUACAAGAGCCGCGGAGUGCUCCACCAGUUCUCUGGGACGGAGACGAACAAAAUAUGGCCCUACGUUUACACACUCUUCUCAAACAAGAUUGCACCUAUUCAAUCCAAAGAAGCAUACUGAGCCUGCCCUUGGAAGAGCCAAGAAGACGCGGCCGUUCACUCAAUCAUGCGUGUAGUCCUGGUGCCCUGGCCAAAUUAGAAGCUAGCUGAGAUAGCUUGCAGCAUCUUUUCUAGUUUAAGUGAAUGAAGUAAUGAGGAAAACCUAGUGGGUAGAAAGCAUCCAUGAAGAAACCCUCCUCCUCCUGCCUUUGGAAAGAACAUAGAGCCCUAGCCCUGCAGGGGCAGAAGUGAGCCCAGACUGGAUUUCCACCGGUGUUGAGCCCAUACUCUAGAUGGGUUGCAGCCAUGCGCUGCUGCUGUAAUCUUUUUGCACGCGAUGGUGGUGGAAUCUCUGGUUCGUGCGCCUUCCACAGGCUAUUGGACCACAGCCCUGUCAGCCUGAGAACUUGGAGAGCUGAGGUCCUGGCUUGUCCUCCGCCAUACCCUCCUUGAUGAUAAUUGAAUCGAUGCUAAUCGCGCUCAGCGACUGCUUCUCCACGGCCACUGCUUCUCCACGGUGACUGUUUCACCCUCUGAUCUCAGACGUCCUAGUUUCUGCUGACUGCACCCUCUCUCAUCUGCUCGCUCUCUUCAUAAACUGUUCGGUAACAUGAUAGUCUCUGCCUUUAUCCCUCUAAUCUCCUCUCUCUACAGACUGAGAACCAUGGGAACUGAGCCAGGCAGAGAGCUCACCUUGUGAGACAGCUGCUCUGACUGUCUUGAACCCACUCUGUACCUUUUCUUGUUUAAAAACGAUUAAAAAUAAUUCCCUAAAGUUUUGGGGAAUUUUCCAAAAAAAAAGAAAAAACAAACAAACAAAACACCAAGGGGAAUGUUCACUUAAGGAAAUGUGAGAUGAUCGUCUCUUCUGUGUAGAAGUAGUAAUCAUGUGGAAAUCACUGGACUAAUGAGAUGGUUUCGUUUUGGCUUCUUUAUUCAAGGCAAGGUGGGAUAUUGAACGUGCUGCUAAAUAUAAUGCUGACAAUGGUGGUUUUUUUUUGGAGUGAUCCAAGCAGAUGGCAAGAAGUCAGUAAAGGGAGCAAGCCUGGGGGCUUGGAGCAUCUUGCACUGGAUGCACAUUGCACCUGCACUGAGUAAGACAGCUUUACCACUGUGGGAACACAGAUUUUUGGUUUCUUCCUAUUCCAAAGAUGCAGUCUGUAGGCGGCCACAAAGCCCAGAAAUGAAGAUGCUAAUAUUCUGUCGAUCAUCAUGUCAAUAAAACAUUUGUUAAAAGAC